GUGUGUGUGUGUGUGUGUGUGUGUGUGUGUGUGUGUAGGGACCCUGGAGGGGGUAUCGAGAUGUCAGACUUCAUCAGACAGGAGACUCCACCCGUGGACUGCAGCUCCAGAAACUCCUACAUCGGGAUGGAGUUGAACCAGCAGAUUGUGUCCGGCCACGGGAGAGCGACAGGAGCCAAAGGCGACGUGGGGAAGAUGUCAGAUGACCUCAGUUUGACUCUUGUGGAGAGCUGCAGCCAUGAUCACGAUCUGCUGUCAGACACUAAGAUGUACUGCCUUGUUCCCAACGACUCCUUCGCCUCCUUGCAACCUUCCACCUCCCUGUGUCCGUCGGAGCUGUCGAGGGAGCCGGCUGAUCUCUGUAACUCUGCUGCUUAUCACUUCAGCCUGUCGCACUCGUCCUGCGACGCCGAGCUCACCUCCCACGGGUCCCUGCAGUCUCAGACCUUCAGGAAGGAGCUCCGGUCUCGGGGUCUCCCUCGGACCUCCAGCUCCGCGGGGUCCGCCUUCCCCGACCCGUGUCUACCUGACUUUGCUUUGUACCCUCCGCCCAGGAGAGGCGGCCUGGACCCCGUGUGCGAGCUGGAGGCCGCCAGACCUCAGCGGCCGGGUCUGUGUGGGAGAGAGGGGGCGGAGCGGCUGCACCAGCAGGAUCCAGCUGUUCCCUCCACCUCGGGGAUCGAGUGUUACCGGCACAAGGAGCCGCGCAGGGUGGCCCGCUCCGCCUCCAGGGAGGCCGGGGAGGGCAGCUCAGGACUGUAUCAGGUAGAGGGGGGCGGUGGUGGUGGAAGAGGCCCGGGUGGGGGAGGGAAGUCCCAGGGAGGGGAGCGCAGUGCGGACAGCCUGAGGAGUCUGAGCACUCGCAGCAGCGGCUCCACUGAGAGCUACUGCAGCGGAACAGACAGAGACACCAACAGCACGGUCAGCAGCUUCCACAGCGAGCAGACGAGCUCCACCCACGUGGAGAGUCUGCUCUCUCUUUCAGGGGACGAGCGCGUGCGGGACAGAGGAGAGGCCGCCUCCGCUCCUGCAGACAACAGGACUUUGAGCCUGGGCAGUAUCAGCUCUCGGGGUCUCAGUAACCUCCCGUCCAGGGAGGCCAAUAAAAACCCUCACGCUAACGAGCUGACUGCUAAACCGCCUGCUGAAACACAGACGGCGCCCGCGGUCCAGGAGCAGGUGGAGCCUGGUCGGGGUCAGGAGGAGCCCGGUAUCAGGACCAGUGCUGAUGGCUCAGCGGGUGUAGCGGCCACAGAGCCGGAGCAGGUGAGAGAUGACUCUAAACCAAAGUCAGAGAGCAUUGUUCAGAGGACUUCUUCUCUGUCCGCGGGGCGCAGCGCUCGCCGGCGGACGGGCAAGAAAAGAGCGAGCAGCUUUGAUGCCAGCCGGCACCGGGACUACAUGUCUCUGCGUGGCAUGGCUAAGCCUUGUAGCGCGGUGUUCACCGGGGGCGGGGAGGAGGACUCCAGCGAUCAGAGCGAGCUCAGCUGUGCCUCCAGUCUUCACUCCGCCCACCACCUGAGCACAGACAGCUCCUCCAGCAACACCUCGCGUUCCUGCCACUCCCCCGAGGGGGGGUACUACAGGACCCUGAAGGGGAAGCACACCGCAGCCUCCUCGUCCUCCUCCGCAGUCAAAGCCGCCGCGGGAUCCGAGGCGGGCGUGCAAACCAGAGGGAAGCGGCGCACCUCUCGGAGGACUCCCAGCACGGGCAGCGCCAAAACACACGCCCGGGUGUUGAGUCUGGACAGCGGGACGGCCGCCUGCCUUAAUGACCCCGGCCGCCUCGGAGCGCCCGCCGGGCCUCGGGCCCUCACCACCUCCAAGUCGGACCUGGAAGCCAAAGAAGGGGAAGUCCUGGACGCUGCCUCCCUGCUGGGUCGGGCCUCCCAGCUGGAGUCAGUGACCCGCUCCAGGAACAGUCUGCCCAACCAGGCGGCUUUCUCCGAGCCUCAGGAUUCAGCUUCUCUGCGGGCGCCGGGGAGCGAGGAGACGGUCAUAUUUCGGCGUGAGCGUAGCACGUUUCGUCGGCAGGCGGUGCGGCGGCGACACAACGCUGGCAGUAACCCCACCCCGCCCACCUCUCUGAUUGGAUCUCCUCUCAGUCUUCAGGAGGCUCUCAGCCAGGCCUCCCAGCCUUCUUCUUCCCAGGUGAAAAGUCAGCCCUCCAGAACCCCGUCCCAGGUGACCGUGCUGAGCACAAGCGCCUCCCUGCUGGCCAGGAAUGGAAGCACACACCUGGAGGGUUCUCAGGACAAGGCCUCGACUGUGGGCGCUACCAGCCUGCAGGACGACUUCGGUAGGGAGCGCAGGAGGAGAGGGGGUUCAGAUGAUGGAGGGGAGUUGGUGUGCAGUGUUUCAGGAGGUGGAUGUGUCAUGUUUGUGCUGCGGUUGCUUUUUGAAUUCUUGUUUGGACCGUCGCUGCGCUGCCAUUGAUGCUUUGGGGUUGCUUGAAAAAGAGCGAGCCACAGAUACGAUUUCAGCGGAGCAGCAUUAUCCACGCUCGCUGGUCUGACGCAAUCAGUCAAGCCGAGCGCCGUUAUUCACGCUCCAUUUCUCUCUGUGAUAUUUAGUCUGUAGCCAGCACUUGACCUGGCGGGGCUGCUGCUGCUGAUGUCUGUGUACGUAAACAUGUUUCCCCUGAUGGACGGUAAUGAUGGUAAAGAGAGACGGAGGUUGUGUAAGGGCUGUCUCGUGUCCUUCCUCUGAAGCAGCGCUAAAUGGAUUACUGCUCCGGCUCAUAAUGUGACCCAGAGCGCCAUGCACUGAUGAGACACUCUGUGAUGUGAGGCUCUGUGCUCGUCAUCUCACACUGUUGGUUAGUAGCUCUGCCCGAUCUGUGCAGCACUUCCUUGUUUUUAACGCUGUCUCACUUAGAGCUCAGAACCAAACGGCAAACAACGCCUGAUCGACGAUAUCAGAAUCAGAAUCAAACAAAUCCAGAGCAUUCAGGAGCAGAAUCUAAAGUUAGAAGGAGGACAUAC
This is a messenger RNA of Labrus mixtus (cuckoo wrasse), 2984 nucleotides long. RefSeq names its product pecanex-like protein 1. Lineage: Eukaryota; Metazoa; Chordata; Actinopteri; Labriformes; Labridae. The record is from RefSeq and is a predicted model, not a curated record. The coding region runs from base 61 to 2436 and encodes 791 amino acids. The transcript is spliced from 6 exons.